Messenger RNA from Aphis gossypii (cotton aphid), 917 nucleotides. RefSeq lists its product as uncharacterized. The record is from RefSeq and is a predicted model, not a curated record. NCBI's taxonomy places the organism in Eukaryota, Metazoa, Arthropoda, Insecta, Hemiptera, Aphididae.
CAUAUCAUGGUUGCAAUUCUUGUAUAGUGGAAGGUAGUUUUAUUAAUAAUCGAAUGGCAUACUUAGAUAUGAAUGCCAGUUUGAGAACAGAUCAAUCGUUUCGUACUAAACAAGAUGAAUUUUAUCACAAAGACUCUAGUCCAUUAGAAGAUUUACCAAUUGAUAUUACUAAAACAGUUGUUAUAGAAUAUAUGCAUAACAUAUGCUUAGGGGUCACAAAAAGAUUAAUAACGUUUUGGACAAAAGGGAAAAAACCUGUUAGAUUGUUAAAGCCUGAAGAGUUAGUUACCUAACCUUUAGAUAGUUUAAAACCUUUAAUGCCUUCAGAAUUUAAUCGACUACCCAGGUCUUUAGAUGAAGUUGAAUUCUGGAAGGCAACAGAAUUUAGGACUUUUGUUCUGUAUAUUGGGCCAGUUGUUCUUAGAGGUCGAUUAAAACAAUCCUUUUACAACCAUUUCAUGCUGUUACAUUGUGCCAUCAGGCUUCUUAUAUGUCCUGAAACAUGUCAUACUCAUAAUUCUAUAGCUAAAACUUUAUUAAAUAAAUUUGUUCAUGAUUAUUCUUAUUUAUAUGGUGAAGAAUAUGUGGGUUAUAAUGUUCAUAAUCUAAUACAUGUGGCUGAUUUUGUUUUAAUCCAUGGUGCCUUAGAUACAUUUAGUGCAUUUAAAUAUGAAAAUUAUUUGCAGUUUAUUAAAAAGAGUUGUAAAAAUUCCAGGUACCCCCUCCAAGAUACUUACAACCGUAUAAUAGAACAAGGCUGCUACUUGUAUACAUGGCAUGAAGGAGAAAGUGGUCGUGGACCAAAUGAGAUUGGAUCAACUUUAAUACACUUUUUAGGUAUUCUUGAAGAACGUUACAAAACUGAGUCAAAUCCACCCACAACACUCAACUUGUAUUCCGACUCAUACUCCGCUUAA